Messenger RNA from Ophidiomyces ophidiicola, 282 nucleotides. RefSeq names its product TFIIH complex subunit tfb5 (gene TFB5). Gene Ontology annotation, biological process: transcription initiation at RNA polymerase II promoter; nucleotide-excision repair. The transcript is spliced from 2 exons. Bases 1 to 282 code for a protein of 93 amino acids. The record is from RefSeq and is a predicted model, not a curated record. Lineage: Eukaryota; Fungi; Ascomycota; Eurotiomycetes; Onygenales; Onygenaceae. Gene Ontology annotation, cellular component: transcription factor TFIIH core complex.
AUGCCUCGCGUCUUGAUCGAAUGCGAUCCGUCAGUCAAAGCUAUCAUCCUCAAGUACGACGAGGAGCGGCAUGACUACAUAGUCGAGGACUUGGACGACGAUCGACAUCUCGUUGUGAAAGAGAGCCAGCUGCAAAAUCUUAAGGCCCGCCUGAGCCAGGUAUAUAUCCCUCGCCUGCCUGUUAAACUGGCCAGAUCAACGGAUAAAGUUCUGAUACAUAUAUACUUGCAACAGGAGCUGGAUGAAAAGGUCAUGCAGCCGGAAGAAUCCGAAUCAGAGUGA